AUGAUCUUCGCCGCCCCUCAACUGCAGGAAAAGUGUCAGGAGAUGUCGACCCACUUCUACUUUACCCUCGUGGAUCUGACCAAAGAUUUCGACAUGGUGGACCGUGACAGACGGUGGAAAAUUAAGCAGAAACUCGUCUGUCCCGAGCGAUUCUCUCAGGUGGUGUAUCACCUCCAAGAUGGCAUGAUGGCGCCAGUCACGGACAAUGGAGAUGUAUCAGAGGCAUUCACUGUGACCAACAGUGUUAAUCAGGGCUGCGUUCUCGCACCUACUCUCUUCAGUCUCAUGUUCUCUGCCAUGCUGAUGGACGCCUACCGUGACGAACGCACUGGGAUCCGUAUCGCCUACAGGACGGACGGCCACCUACUCAGUCCUAGGCUGAUGUACUUUCAAUCGCGUAUUUCUCUUCGCCGACGACUGCGCUCUCAACGCCACCUCGGAAGGUGUCAUGCAGAUCAGCAUGGACAGGGAGGGGGUUUAUUAUAGGUCUGACGUUACUUCGUCUACCCCACCUUCAGAGACUGGGAAGCGAUUUGCACAGCUCUCCUUAUAUAGGGCACUUUGUUUGAUGCGUGGUCUGGCAAUGCCGCCUGUGUGACUGCAUUUGACCCGCAUGUCACCGUGACCUAAAUCGUCCCCGCCCUCGUGGAUUCGAAUCUUCCCUGACUUCUGAUUAGGGAACAUUUGUCCUGUCGACCAUACCAUUGUGAACUUUCGAGUCAGCCUCCAAUCGCACCAGUGGUGACCUCCGACGUCCACCCUUCUAACAUUUAGCUUCUGACCUUCUCUGUGUUCUAUAUCCUAUCUCUGAUUGUACCCCUAACGAUGGGAUACACAGAUGCUGCUUUUCUCUCCAUAGAGUCACUGUGUCCCUUCUAGAAUGUUGACAGCAAGCUUCAGAACUCUACUUUUUUCCGUAUCGCGGCCACCAUUUACUCUGCGUAGACAAUUCAGUCUAACUGAGGCUAUUCCCCCAACCCACCAUGCUCUCAGAAGUUUAAACAUUCUGAUGCGACCCUCCCACUGAUGCUCCGCCUUCGCGCAGUUCAGUAUUGGCUAGAAUGAGGAUGUAAUCCACACACCCAAAUACUUCUGAAUAUCAACCUGCUGCAAUAGUGGACCGUUAAGAAAGUAAAUCCUGGGCUUGGGGUCUCUGCAGUUGCCGUGUUGAACAAAGUUGUACUUACUUACGUUGGAGGGCAUAAGCCAGCGCACACAAUAAGUUCGUUUUGUCUAAUGUCAGAAGUGAAGAGGUAGUGAGAACUGGCUUAUUCUGUACACAGGGCGUAUUGCCGCGAGUUGGCUGUUUGCUUGUGGUCAGAGGACAGCGUCCGCGCGGGUGAGCGGAAGUCGUGAUGUGAGGUUUAUUGCGUGGGCGUCAGCACAUCAUGAGGGAAUGUGUAGGUGAGUGCAGGACAUGUGAUUGGACGGAGUCGGGGGUGCAUGCUCAGAAGGGCGCGCAGGGGUAAAAAGCGGGGAGGUUGGAAGCGAGUGAGGCGGUGAGAGACUGCGUGCGCACACGUGAUCCGUUGAAGGCGGCCCAGCACAGACCAGAGGGAAGGCCGUGCGUCAGUGGAGUGCCUGUUGUCGCGGUCAUUGGCUGACAACGAGGCGCAGCAAAGGAGGGGAGGGGGAGGAAGUGGGCAUUGAAGCGGAUGCCACAGGAGUAUGACAAAACACGGAGUCCUCUUAAGGUCGGGCAUGUGUACAUUGAUAUUACAUCCAAAUUUAAACAAUGCUACAGGUCGAGGUCUCCUGUCAUUCCGAAAAACAUUUCACAUAUAUCCGCAUUUAUACUGUACCAGAUAGUGUAUAGAUAUUUGUGCUGACAUUUUUCAAUCUCCUAUCGGAAUCAUUGCAGAAAGUGCAUGUUUAAGCCCAAUAGAAUUGGUGGAAGCCGAGGACUGCUCGUCUGUGGCCGACUACUGCGGCAUCUCGUCAGCAGUUUCAGCAACCACGCAUCUCCUCCCUCCUUCCCAAUUGGCCUCAGGGAUCACCACAUAGAUCACAUGUUUAGCGCCUACGAUUAGGUCCUUUACACCGGGAUCCGCUAUCUGCUCCAGGCGCCUAAGAGCCAACAAUAUCCUCCUAUUUCCCGCUCCCCCCGCCCCUUGUCUCUGUCAUCACUGAUUACGGCGUCUUAACAUAAAUGCUUGUCUUCCAUGGGGUUUGCUAUUUUGUGUUUUUACGUGCCGCCACACCCCAAAUGUUGGCAUAUGAUAUGGGUGAGCAUCGUGAAUGAGGCCUGCCAGACUGCGAUCUAGUUCCCGGUGUUUAUGCAGCACAUCCAUUGCGUGGUUUGUUUCAGGGGCAAAUGUCGCGGAGAUAACGCUGCAUGUCGGUACCGUGUGAGCGAUAGAGCACCAUCCCCGCAGGCCCUGAGCACAUGUGCGCAAACUAUGCCCGGCAGAAAUGCCAGAGAGCUGCCCGUCCCUCCCCCAGUCCACUGGCUGACAAGGUAUGUCUGUCCACCCUCCCUCCUUUAGGUUUACUGUGAUAGGCUUUGAUCCACCGGGCCUCGGUUUCGGCACUUCCCCCGCCUGCGACUGCAGUGAUCCGGAGGUCCUGUAG
Molecule: messenger RNA, 2571 nt
Organism: Spirometra erinaceieuropaei
Lineage: Eukaryota; Metazoa; Platyhelminthes; Cestoda; Diphyllobothriidea; Diphyllobothriidae
Source: the annotation of a GenBank genome assembly